AUGAUGAGUAGAAAAGGUUUCCUCAUCGAAUGCAGAAGAAAAGGCAUUUUUCCGGCUCACAUAACAAACUCGUUCAAAUGCAUCUACUCGCUCCUGGAGGAAAACAGUCCGUAUCUGAAUCAACUAAACAGACACAUAGCCAGGUUCAAAAAAUCUAUUUUAUCAAUAGAAAUCAAACACACUUUCCACAAAAUCAGCCUUCUGAAUGAACAAGUAGAAAGAUGCAAACAACAGAUCGCAAUCGACACCAGCAAGGAAAUCCACGGAACCUUUAUUUUCUCCCAAGAACUGGCAUACCACAACAUUCUAAACCGCAAAACCAAAAGCACAACACAAAAACUUGCACGGAUCAUAUCAAAAACAGCUGAUCAUCACACCAGAAACCCGGAACUCAAAGAACAGGCCAUAUUCAACGCAACUGACCACGAAAUUCCACCUGAAACCAGCAUACUCCUCAGCCUCGGACCGAAAUUUAGCCUUCCGUACACGAAUGUAAACAGAUUGCCGAUAUACCACCUGAUAGCAGACCUCGAAUCAAUCCUACACACAAACUCCGAUAAAAGCAUACAAGACCGAAAUAGAUGCCUGAUCUCCAAUGCCAUACAGAACCACGUACACAAGAUGGGAAAACACACACUGACCGACCAACUAACACAAUUCUGCACGACCGCUAUCAGUACCACCAAAAAAUUCCUGGCAGCACACCCAGACAUACGCGUGAUGCCAGCCGACAAAGGCAAUAGAACUGUCAUCAUGAAGUCAGAUGCGUAUCAGCUGAAGAUGAACGAACUGCUCCAAGAUGCUAACACAUACAAACAAAUAGCUCGAGACCCAACAGCAAAAAAUCAAUCGCUUAACAAUAACAUUGCGCAACGACUGUUAGACCUAAAGCUCAUAGACAACCAGACGUUCCGCUCACUAAAAACCAACACCGCCACUUGCCCAAGAAUUUACGGACAACCAAAAGUACAUAAAAUUAAUAUACCGCUUCGCCCAGUAGUACCCAACAUUACUGCACCGUCAUACAUGCUGUCUAAAUACAUCUGUCGAAUUCUACAGUCGUCAAUCAACAGCCAAUACAGCAUCCCAGAUUCUUUUGCCUUCUGCGAAUAUGUAAAUUCAAUAACAUUACCACCGGAAUACGUAAUGAUAUCCUUAGAUGUAAUUGCGCUAUUCCCAAGCAUUCCACACGCAUUAAUCACAAAAGGAAUCAUAGACAACUGGCCACAAAUUAAAACAAAAAACAAUAUUUGUCUAGAUUUGUUUUUGGAAAUAGUAGAGUUCUGCGUAAGUUCAAGCUAUUUCCAAUUCAACAACAAAUUUUAUCAACAAAUAAACGGAACAGCUAUGGGAAGUCCCCUUUCGCCUAUUUUGGCUGAAAUAGUGAUGGACACACUGAUAAAAGCAACGCUUGAAACAACAACAAUCACAGUACCAGUAAUUAAAAAAUACGUGGACGACCUCUUCCUAGCAGUACACCAAAAUCAUAUACAGGAGAUAAUCGACGACUUCAAUAAAUACCACCCCAGCCUACAAUUCACGUGCGAAGAAGAGAAAGACAACACUCUACCAUACUUGGACAUGCUACUAAUUCGACAGGAAAACCAGACCAUUAGUUCCCGAUGGUAUGCCAAACCAACUGCCUCCGAGCAACAGCAUCAGCAACAGCAGCAUCAGAAGAGUGGAAAACUUUUCCCAACCCGCACGCAUAUGUGUCGAUAUGGGUCAACCCAUGAAUACAAGUAUAUAUACUCUAAGGUUGGCCGAGCUGGAAGCAUUGAUUCCGACUCGACGGUUGAAUUACUGUUUCCAGGGCAUCGAAAAAAAACGCUGUACUUCUCCCAUCUUCAGCUACAAAGUUGUAUGACAGGUUUGAAUUUACGACUUUAUUCUCCUCGUGCCAAGUGCAAGCGGCCCGAAGAGCGAUAG
Molecule: messenger RNA, 1929 nt
Organism: Sabethes cyaneus
Lineage: Eukaryota; Metazoa; Arthropoda; Insecta; Diptera; Culicidae
Exons: 2
Coding region: 1-1929 (642 amino acids)
Source: RefSeq, a predicted model, not a curated record